AAGCAUGAUGGGUGAUUGCACCGGCCACCUGCGGGAAAGCGGACGACAAAUCGCUCAUUUAUUUGGAGUCUCGCAUGUCACAACACCUGUGUCGCAGGACGGUGUCGUGGGAUGGCGAUUCAGCAGGUUGUACUAAUCGUGUUCGUGGCCGUUGUGGUGUUCGGCGAUAACCAGUGCUCAGAUCAAUCGGAGUCGAAGGUGGUGGACGUAGAAAACGACGAUGGCCAGAGCGCGGGCGACUCGUCGUCUUGCGGUUGCAAUCAGCUGAAGAGAUCGACCAACUCCGGCGGUGAAAACCACGACGAAAAGGCGAGGCUGGAUUCUGAAAAUGCGGCGUUGAAUCCCACGAGAUCUAAGAACGAUGGUGGCACAGAGCACCCAAGGACAGACCAGAUGGUGCUUGUGCGUGGUGGCCAGUUUGAGAUGGGAACGGACAAGCCUGUUUUUGUGGCUGAUGGCGAGAACCCAGCAAGGCCAGUUGGCGUCAAUGACUUCUACAUUGAUGUACACGAGACCAGCAACGCAGAGUUCGAACGUUUCGUUAAGGCAACUGGUCACAUAACUGAGGCGGAAACCUUUGGUGACUCUUUCGUGCUUGACAGUGCCAUCAGCGAGGAAACCAAAAAAGGAAUUACACAGGCUGUGGCCGCUGCCCCGUGGUGGCUGCCCGUCAAAGGAGCUGACUGGCGGCACCCAGAAGGACCCGACAGCCACAUUCGUGACCGGAUGGAUCAUCCCGUGGUGCACGUGUCAUGGAACGAUGCUGCUGCCUUCUGCAAAUGGUCGGGAAAGCGUCUCCUCACUGAAGCCGAGUGGGAAUAUGCCUGCAGGGCAGGCCUCAAAAGCAGGCUCUUUCCGUGGGGCAACAACUGGGCUCCCAAAGGCGAAACUCGUGCCAACAUCUGGGAAGGCAAGUUUCCAGUCACAAACACGGCGGAAGACGGCUAUGUGGGCACAGCACCUGUGACAGCUUUCCCAGCAACCAAGUUCGGCCUUAAGAACAUCAUAGGCAACGUAUGGGAGUGGACUAGCGACUGGUGGAACACUCGUCAUAUGAGCGAACCGCAGGAUAACCCGAAAGGACCAUCAAGUGGCACUGACAAAGUCAAGAAAGGCGGCUCCUUCAUGUGCCACAAGGCAUACUGCUACCGUUACCGCUGUGCUGCAAGGAGCCAGAACACUCCUGACACCAGCGCCUACAACGUUGGUAUUCGCUGUGGAGCCGAUAAAAUGCCCAAAGACGAGCUUUGACACUUAAGAACCACUCCUGGAAAUGACGACUUUUAGUGUUUGCACGCAUUUCAAAAGCCUGUUAAGCACACAUUUGUUUUUCUGCUUAUUGUUACUCUUCGCUUGAAUAUUUUUUGAACAAGAAGCAAAUGUAGAAGUUUUUGUGCAUGUAAAACAGAUGCCGAAGUUAAAAAAUGAGGGUGUUUUGCUACAUAUAAAUUAUAUUUCCGCAUGAAAGUUUUUGGACUUGCAUAAAUGUACCAGCUCAAAGUUCUGUAUGGCGCAAACUGUAACUGCUGCCCAGUUAAAGACUUCAGUGCCCUUCCAUUUUUGGGGAUGCUUAUUAUUGAGAAACAUUUUCUUAUAGACCUCCAAACAUGUAUGCACAGUCUUAAGUAAUCGGAGUUUCUUAACUGACGUGGUUUUACAGCAGUGAAACGACGCAAAUUUAACAGCUUUGAAGCAUCCUCCAUGUCUCUUGACCUGUGUUUGUGUGUCGUCAAUUUAUCACAGUUAGCUACAGCGUUAGCUUCAGGAUUGCCAUUUUAUUAUCAGUGAGCAACAUUCCAACAUAUUUACGAAAGAAUUCUUUUGUGUAAAGGAAAAACGUUGAUGCUGUUGUACCAUUCAAAGUACCUCAUCCUCUGCUUGUACUUAUUUUUAGGCUGUGAUAAAAAUAACUGCUAGAUAAUAUUGUGCAGGUAUUUCAUUCAGCUGUAUGUUGUUUAACUUAUAGAAUCAUUUUGCUGUAAAGUACGAAUAGAUGGAACAAAUAUUUUACAUUACAAAUACGGGAAUCACCGUACUUUGGUGAUGCUAACCUUCUGAUAAUUGUUUUAAUAAUAAAAGUCUGUAUCAAAGCUUA
Molecule: messenger RNA, 2095 nt
Organism: Rhipicephalus microplus (southern cattle tick)
Lineage: Eukaryota; Metazoa; Arthropoda; Arachnida; Ixodida; Ixodidae
Product: formylglycine-generating enzyme
Biological process (GO): protein oxidation
Cellular component (GO): endoplasmic reticulum
Molecular function (GO): formylglycine-generating oxidase activity
Source: RefSeq, a predicted model, not a curated record